This is a messenger RNA of Drosophila biarmipes, 2523 nucleotides long. Its product is annotated as serine/arginine repetitive matrix protein 1. NCBI's taxonomy places the organism in Eukaryota, Metazoa, Arthropoda, Insecta, Diptera, Drosophilidae. The transcript has a single exon. The coding region runs from base 319 to 2358 and encodes 679 amino acids. The record is from RefSeq and is a predicted model, not a curated record.
CAACACUUAGUCUGUCUAAUACCUUGUAAUACAUAUUUUCCGAAUGCCUUUAGCAUAUCUUGGUAAACUUCCGGUAAACGCAAGAGUUUUCAUUUUUACAACACACUUCAGAACCUAAAGACAGAAAAAACAAAACAAAAAAAAAACAAGUUGGAUAACAAAAUUACUCAAACACACACAUAAAACAGUAGAAUAUCACAGAUAUUCAACCGAACUGUAGUAAACCAGAACAAGAACCUUUCGGCCCCAGUUAAAAUUAAGUGUUCUCGUUGCCCCCAUCAUCAUCUUGAUAUCCAUUUUCCAUUUCCCGGAAGCGGAAUGCAGCAGAAUAUCUGGAGCUCGCCGCAGGUGGGUGGCUCUGGCGGGGCCCUGAAGGCCCUGGCCCGCAAUGUGGCCAAUCAUCUGAAGCUGAACAGGAGCAGCCUGAAGCGUGUGGUGGCCCAGGUGGUGGCCGAGCAUCACACCCUGGGCGAGGUGGCCGACUACAAGGGCCACAUGUACUUCGCCAAGCCGGAUCGCCUCAAUUUCCAGGAGCUGAUCGCCCAGUCCAAGGAGGCCUUCGAUGAUCUGCUGCUCCACGAGCCGCGUGCGGCCGCCAAGCGAAGAGCUGCCCUCCGUCAGCGUUCGAGGAAUCCGGCCUCGUCCAAGGUGAAUCUACAGAUGAAGGUGUCUCCCCCCCAGCUGAGCAGAGGGGCGAAGAAGGCUUCGGUGCCCCCGAAGAGUGAGCCGCCGGCGAAGCCCUCGUUGCCCAGGAAUCAGCGUCGCAGGAAGAGCUCCACCACCAUUUUCCAGCUGGCGGAUGCAGGUCGUCGUAGUCUAAACGGUGUCAUUAUCGACGACACGCAUUUGCCGCACGAUGGUGAACAGCGGGAGAUCCUCCUGCAUGUUCCUUCGACGCUGGCCAGGCGCUCUCGCAAGCGUCUCCGUUCUGCGGCAGAGAAGAAUCCGGAGAAGGACCAGGCUCAGAAGAAUCUGAAACCCAAAAAGAACCCUGCCCAAGCUGAGCCAAAGCCCAGUGUAAAUCAGGACAAGAAGAACCAGGAGGUGCAGACGAUGCAGCCGGCGAAGAAGCGUCUUCCGCAGAAGAAUCGCCGCAAAGAACUGAAGCCAAAGCCGCCGCAGGAAGAAAAGCCGCCAGAGAAGUCUUCGCAAAAUACAACUCGCUCUGUGUUGCCAGCCAAGAAGAAGCCAGCGGCGCCGAAAGUGAGCCCCACAGCUCGCUCGCGAAGAUCCCAGAGAAGAAUCAAAGCCAAGGGUCAGACCUUCCACAAACGCAUGAAGGCAGGCGACAGCCAAAGCUCACCUCGCAGACCUGCGGCUGGGAAGAAUCCCGUUCAGAGGACCAACACCCGGUUGCAGGUAAGACCGCUGAAGAAGAGACUACCCUUGCUGCGAAGAACCUACGAGAAGCCCUGGCUAGUGAGACGCUCGAAGCGAAGACGCCUCUCUGGAGGCUCCCAGGUGGCCAGGCAGAGGCCGAACAAAAGCCCGGUGAGGCCGAAAAAACUGGAUAACACCGAUGUGGAGUGGGCGGAGCAGUCGGAGCCAACGGCGCGGAGCAACAAGGCGGAGGCGAAGAAGAGCUCCCCGAAGCUGCGGUCCAAGCGUUCGUCCCACGUUGGGCGCCAAAUGCGCAAUGUGAACUUUCCCUGGUACACUCCUUACCAGUUUCAGGGCGCCGCCGGAGCCACCCAGACACCCAACAAGGGAGCGAGCAUACCGCCCUUCCAGUUGCUGAGGGAGAAGAAUCGCCAACUCAACCAAAGGCUGGCGGUCAGCCAGCCAAUACCCCAGAGUCGACGGGCACCCAACAUCACCAGUCGCCAGAGGCACCAUCGCCGGAUGCAGGAGCGCCUGAUGAGGGAUUUGCUGCGCGAGGAGGCCAUCGAUGAGCCCUUGAGCAAUGGAUCGGGCGUGUUUCGACGUUCUCGCGGCGGCUGGCAGGCGCCCAGGUCCAGGGAAACCAUGCAGCAGACCUCCAAAAGCCCCAUGGCCAAAACCCCCAUCAAAUCCGAGCCCGAGCAGCAGGAUCAUCGUUCUGUGGAGCGCGUGAGCUCGCGGAUCAAGCGUUUGGCGAAUGACAGACGCUGCCGCCAGCCCAUCGCCACCAGCGAGCGGAUCAUGAUCCCGCCGCCAAAGACCAUCAAUGAUGCCACUCAGAAUCGUGCCCGUUCGAGUACCCGGAUGCGUCGAAGAUACCGCUCCGUUCCGGUGGACAGCAGCCUGGGCAGCAUUGCCCUGAUGGGCCAGCCGCAGCAGUCGAAGCAGGCCCUCACCCCGGCCAAGCGGCACCUGACCAUCGCCUUCAUGAACAAGAGAUCCGAGCGCUCCAGUCCGGCCGUCCAGCACUGGAAGUAGGUCUGCGGAUGCCGCUUCAUUUGAUCAGUUAACCCACACCCCCCUUCUUUGGCACUCACUUUUCCCACCAUUCACCGAUUCUGUUUGUUUGUUGGAGCUAAAUAAAUUAUCAAGUUGGAAUGCCGAUUGCAAGGCAUUUUUCCCAUAUUGCAUAUGCUUUACAAA